AUAAGAUAACCUCUCUCAAUAAAUGAAGUAAAUAAAUAAAUGAUAUAAUAGUGUUUGCUUUAUAAGGUUUUAAUUAUGUAUUGUGACUUAUAUCAUGUCUCUUAAAAGGAUAAUAUCACCAAAACCAAUUAUCAGACAUCUUUUUGGAAUUAGAUCCAUAUCUUCUAGUACUCAACAUUUUCGAAUAGCGAACGAAUCUAAUGCUGUAUAUAUUUUUGAUCGGUAUACAAAGUCACUUCAAAGAGAAAGGGCAUCAUCAGCACAAGAUGUGAAUUUAUAUGAUUAUUUAAAAGAUGAAGUGGGCUACCGUAUUGCAGACCGAGUAUUUGAUAUCAAGAGAAAAUUUACGUUAGCAGCUGAUAUAGGCUGCGGUAGAGGAUAUGUAUCUAAACAUCUAUCCAAAGAGUCAGUAGAUCAAUUAAUUCUAUGUGAUGUCAGUGAAUUGAACCUGGAGUCUGCUGCAGCAUCAGUUGAAAAAGAAAUAAUGGUCCAGAAAAAAAUUCUGGAUGAAGAAAAUAUUGAGUUCGAACCAAAUUCAUUAGACCUUGUGGUAUCUAGUUUAGCCCUUCAUUGGGUGAAUGACCUUCCUAGAGCUUUUAAGCAAAUACUUAAUGCUCUCAAAGAGGACGGGGUGUUUUUAGCUUCAGUAUUUGGAGGUGAUACCCUUUACGAGCUUCGAUCAUCUCUACAGUUAGCCGAGCAAGAAAGACAAGGAGGAAUAUCACCACAUAUUUCCCCUUUUACAGAAGUGAGGGAUAUAGGGUCUCUUCUAACGAAUGCUGGUUUUUCUAUGUUGACAAUUGAUACAGAUGAAAUUAUAGUUAAUUAUCCUUCAAUGUUUGAACUGAUGUGGGAUUUGAAAGGCAUGGCUGAAAGUAAUGCAGCUUUCAACAGAUCUAUACAUUUGAAUCGUAAUGUUCAGCUGGCAUCGGCUGCCAUCUAUAAAGAACUUUACCGUAAAGAUGACAAAGAAUCUGGGAAUUUUGUUGUACCUGCUACUUUCCAGGUUAUAAAUAUGCUUGGCUGGAAGCCACAUUCUUCACAGCCAAAGCCUAUGCAAAGAGGUACCGCUAACACAUCUCUAAAGGAUUUAUACAAAUUGGAUGAGAUCAUAAAAGAAGUGAAAACUGUCAAGGAUGAUGAUAAAAAAUAGUAUUACUAUUAUAAUCCAAAUAUAAAAUGUUGAUAA
Messenger RNA from Coccinella septempunctata (seven-spotted ladybird), 1189 nucleotides. Its product is annotated as arginine-hydroxylase NDUFAF5, mitochondrial. Gene Ontology annotation, biological process: mitochondrial respiratory chain complex I assembly. The transcript is spliced from 5 exons. The record is from RefSeq and is a predicted model, not a curated record. The coding region runs from base 95 to 1153 and encodes 352 amino acids. NCBI's taxonomy places the organism in Eukaryota, Metazoa, Arthropoda, Insecta, Coleoptera, Coccinellidae. Gene Ontology annotation, cellular component: mitochondrion. Gene Ontology annotation, molecular function: S-adenosylmethionine-dependent methyltransferase activity.